Manduca sexta (tobacco hornworm) is the source of this 2423-nucleotide messenger RNA. RefSeq names its product E3 ubiquitin-protein ligase MYLIP (gene dnr1). Gene Ontology annotation, molecular function: ubiquitin-protein transferase activity. The coding region runs from base 242 to 1750 and encodes 502 amino acids. The record is from RefSeq and is a predicted model, not a curated record. The transcript has 6 exons. Gene Ontology annotation, biological process: ubiquitin-dependent protein catabolic process. NCBI's taxonomy places the organism in Eukaryota, Metazoa, Arthropoda, Insecta, Lepidoptera, Sphingidae. Gene Ontology annotation, cellular component: cytoskeleton.
AAUUUCUUUAUCAUUUCGGUGGCAAACUUAACGUAGCAUGGCCGUCGACUGGAAGUAUUCGCAGUUUUACUUCCACAAAGAAUACGCGAUAAACAUAGCGCAGAGCGAAUUGAGAAAAACUUUUUUAAACAAAUUCUUUACGCGAGUGAGAUAAACAUUAAUAUAAAAGUGUUUGCAAGUCUAGAGAACAACCAAACGCGACCUCGAUUUAACGUCUAUUUUUACGGUUUUCUUAAAUAAAAUGUUGACCAAAAUGUGGUUAGUCAGUCAGCCGAAUUCUGUGAUUCUCGAAGUGAAGGUGGACCCCAACGCCAUCGGCCAAGAGUGUCUGGAGAAGGUAUGCGAGAAGCUUGAGAUCGGCGCGGAGUCAGACUACUUCGGGCUUCGCGUAUGCCCCGGUUCAGGGCCCGGCAGGUGGCUCAACUUGCGGAACCCCUUGGACCCGCACCGCAUCCCCGGCGGCCGGCUUGACCUGCGCGUCAAGUUCUGGGUGCCCCCGCAUCUCCUCAUCAACGAGCCCACACGACACCAGUUCUAUUUACAUGCGAAACUCGACCUUACUGAAGGGAGACUGGUCGUGGCAGACUUAGAAGUUGCAAGAAAGAUCAUCGCUUACAUAGCUCAGGCCGAAACUGGAGAUUGCGACCCUGACGUCCCUCCCACCCACAUAUACGAGGAGUGCAACAAAAUCGGACCUCAAGGCGAAAAGCCAGAAGACCACGUCGACAAAAUUAUAGAGUACCAUUGUGAAAUAGCUGGAAUGAGGGCUUCGCAAGCAGAGUACAGGCUUCUGAAGGAGAUAUCCAAGCUGGAGUCGUUUGGCGAGGAGUUGUUCUUCUGCAAGCCGGUGACGCAGUCCAACAACGCGCACAACUUGUAUAGCCACCUGCUGUACCACAGACAGCAGGCGGAGGAGCCACGGGCGAGGGAUGAACAGGAGAUCGAUGGCGGGGCGACUGUCGGGUGCUUGGCGACGGGUCAGAGCGUGGGCGGGUGCGGCUGCAGGCUGAGUACCAGCGUGGGAGUCAGCCCGCACGGCAUCGUGGUCUACCGGCCCUCGUGCAACGGCGAGCAGGACAUCGGAGUCGAGAAACAAAGCAUCCCCUACACCGCAAUCCACCGCGCACAACCGCUCCGCCGCCUCUUCCAGCUGUCAUACGUGACAGGCGAAGGAAACGAGGCCACUCUGCCAGUCAAGAUGGCGACGUCAGGCCAGGCCGCCGCGCUCUACCGCGCCGUCACCGAGAAGCACGCGUUCUACUGCUGCGAGACCGUGCGGACUGAUGUCACCGAGCAGUUCAUCAGGGAUUUGAAGGGCACCAUAGCGUCGAUCUUCAACGACUCGACGACGCUGGGCCGCCGCUACGUGUUCGACAUCCGCCGCACGUGUCGCGAGGUGCAUGACCGCGCCCGCCGCGCCGCGCAUGCGCACGCCGCCGCCACGCACGAGCCGCGCCUCAGGCGACGGGAGUCCGAGGGUUCUGACCAUAAGGAGUCCCGUUCUCGGUCUCGGUCGGGCGGCGCGGGAGGCGCGGCGGGCGCGGGGGGCGCGGGCGAGAUGCUGGCGUGCCGCGUGUGCAUGGACAGCGCCAUCGACACACUCAUCCUGCCGUGCCGCCACGUCGUCUGCUGCGGGGACUGCGCCUCCAGGUGCAACCGGUGCCCGCUAUGCAGAGGCGAGAUAGAAAAGCUCAUGCACGUGUUCCUGCCAGUUGAGUUCCAGAAAAGUCCCGGCCUGAUUGUAAAAUGAACGAAACAACACACCGUUGCUCGCUGAAUACGACACACGAAUGGAUUAAGUUAUCACUUCGCCGGAAUGGCUGAGUUUGUGCCUUGAGGAAGUCGGCUGAUUAGGCUGUAUGCUGUGCCCUCGUAUUGUGUGGCCUUACAGAUUAUAUGUGUGUGUGAAUGUCUAGUCAGAACUGACUUAUACACGAUAAAGUGCAUUUUUGUUGUAAUAAGGAAUGUCAUGUACAAAAUUGGGUUUCAUUCCACGUUCGGGAGUGAUUCGGAAUUUCAACGCUAGAUGGCGCUGUACGCACGCUCGCGACACUGCCGCUGAAUACGUACACCGAUGUUUUCAGUACUUAUUUAGAUUAUUUCCUUGUAAGUUGAUUUGAUUAUGGUUACGAAUGUAAAAGUACCCGUAAAUUCUUAUGACACUUUCCUUCGUUUUAGAAGGAUCUAUUUAGAUUGUGAUAAAACAUUUUAACUUACAUGUGUUGAAAAUUUUAAAUGCAUUUUUACUUAAACACUUGCCUUUAAGAGUUCAUAUCCACCUGCCAUGUGCUUUUGGGAAGUAAUUCUCUUAACUUUAGUUGCGAUAAUUGUAAGUUUAAUGUAAGACCUGUGGUCUCUAAGUUAAUCUAACAUGAAUAUGUCAUAGAUAAAAACAAAUAAAAAAUGUCUAAUUAUGAACACUA